Molecule: messenger RNA, 1044 nt
Organism: Talaromyces atroroseus
Lineage: Eukaryota; Fungi; Ascomycota; Eurotiomycetes; Eurotiales; Trichocomaceae
Exons: 4
Coding region: 1-1044 (347 amino acids)
Source: RefSeq, a predicted model, not a curated record
AUGAGUGAGGUUUUCUUGAAGAGUUUGAAAUCGAUUGCUGUAGACUAUUCCUGGAGACGGCUGCAGAUGACGCAGUGCCGAGAGGUGGUGACAGGAGUAAAUCAUGGAGACAUAUACCUGCAUCAGCCCUGCUAUUCCGAGCAUCCCGAGUAUAUGGCGCCAGGCAAACAUAGCGAGAUUCAGUUUAUAGACGCUCUGAAGCCGAGGUCACAGCAGCGAGCACACGCGCACGCAGCCCGUGUCGCCCAUGCUAGGAGGAGAGGAUGCUUCCGUAUUAUAGAAUACCCCUCCGAAAAGAAUAGGCGGAUAGCAGAAGAUAGUGGCAGCAUACCGUCAAAGCGAAUUGAUUGGUCUAGGUCUGGGUCAGCGCCCUCCGAACUGAAGGCAGAGGCGACAGCUACUCUGCUUAUGCCAAGUCCCAUCACCCAGCUGUCCUCGGACCGCAUAUAUCCGUUCCCAAGCUCAGCGAGAUCCUUCAAUCAGGUGGAGCGUUUUCUUUUCAGCUAUUAUUUACAAGUCGUAGUUCCGGAUCAAAGCAUCAAUUGUCAUAUGCUCUGGCAUGGAGGGGAGUACUGUGAAGUCAUGAAUAAAUCAUGGACACCGCUUGCUGUCUCCAGAAAAGACUCUCUCGACAGUCUAUUUCUCAAUGCGUGCCGUUACCUAUCGCUAUGCUCCGAGCAGCAACCGGAACGGCGGCACUAUUACAUGCAGCUAGCCACUAGGUACAAGCUGUCCUGUAUGCGAGCUUUAAACGAAGCUAUCUCGUCCGAAAUUUCAGCGUUGAUUACCGACACCACUGUUGCGACGGUAGUAAUGCUAGGGUUCGAUGAGAUUCUUCUCGGCGAUAUCCCCAUGUCUAGACAGCAUGCGCUAGGUGCGCUGCAAAUGGUGAAGCACAAUGGUGGAUUCCAGACAUUGGGUCUGAAUGGCUUUCUGGAGUACCUCGUUGAAAAGCUUUGGAGCGACGUACACGACCGAAGCUACCAGAACCGGUCCUAUGCCGAUGAUAUUGACUCUGUGUUUGAGGUACCCAGUCAGCAAUAG